This is a messenger RNA of Racocetra persica, 154 nucleotides long. The record is from the annotation of a GenBank genome assembly. Lineage: Eukaryota; Fungi; Glomeromycota; Glomeromycetes; Diversisporales; Gigasporaceae.
ACUUAAAGAAAGACACUGCACUUCACGCAAUCAAAAAACUAUUGAAGAUAACGACCAAAAAAAUGAAGCCACUUCUGAAGACGAAGGUAAAAACCCAAAUGAAGUCACUGCAGAGAAAUGGGACUAUGACAAUAUGGCACCGGUUGAAAAUUAA